GUUUCGGAAUUCCUGAAACCAAACCCUAUUUCGGAUAUCACCAGCUUCCCCACAAUCCACGAAGCGUGAAGGUCAAGGUCACGAAGUGCAGAAGCGAGUUGGCUUGGAUAUUGAUGAACUGUGAUGGACCUCACCGAUUCGAUUCGAUUCAGUGGAUGAUGGUGUGAGCUUCCCUUCCGUGCCGAAUGCCGCAGUACCGCCUCCUCCAAGCAAUGAGCAAUGAUCCAAUAUCCAAUGUUCGUCUCAUUUUCUACAGCGACUGACCUGCCAAAGGAUUCGAUUCGAUUCGAUUCUUCAAGCUACUAGCCAGCCAGCUACCUUUAGCAGGUAAUAGCAAGGACAGCAUCAACGCUACGAUUGUUUUAGCUACAAUGAUCAAAGACGCAGCUACAUGUAACACUGGACCGGAACGAGGGGAAGUGUUGGUGGAAUGGAGAGCUUCUUCCGACACCAAGACUGAGGAAGAAGAAGUCCUUGGUGGCAGCUACCAACGCCGCAGUCGAGAAAGCGGAAGCCGGACGAAACCAUCAUCAGAAACCUUGCCUCCUCGAACAGUCUCGGCUCCCGCCCCCACCUUGGAGGAAAUUCCUGCAAAGAGUAACCCCAACAACAACAACAAAAAAUGGAACGAAGCACUCCACGCCAGCUUGGGCAAUGUGUGGAGUGGCAUUACGGGUGGUGACUCGUUUUCGGAUGACAACGAGGAGGAGGACUUGUGGGACCAAAAGGACCGCAUUCGCACGGAAUACUACCUGCAACAGUACGACAAGUUUCAGUACACACCCGAAGAUGUGGCUCGUCUCCUCGUCUCCGACGAUGCCGCCUUUCAGAGUCUGCAAAAAGCAUUGCGCAAACGCCACGCCGUCACCAAUGGGCACCUGACGCAAAACCUACACCUUUACAUCAAGAAGGUGAAAGAUGUACAAGCGAAAAAGAGAUUGCUGUAGUAGAGGAAGAAGAAAGCAACCAUGAGAAAACCUCGGGUGGCUAGCUAGUGAUGGUGCGUGGUGCCAAGUAGAAUACAUGAAUACAUAGUUACUGUUACUGUUAGCGAUAGCUAUUCAAUACAUACAUAGACCUAUACAGAAGGACGCACUGC
This is a messenger RNA of Seminavis robusta, 1099 nucleotides long. NCBI's taxonomy places the organism in Eukaryota, Bacillariophyta, Bacillariophyceae, Naviculales, Naviculaceae. The record is from the annotation of a GenBank genome assembly.